AUGUUCUCCUCAGGCGUAUUUCAAAUGAAUGCAGCUGUUACGAAGAUAUGGUUGAGAGAUAGCAGCAUGGCAACAAUAUCAGAAACAGUAAAAUCGAUCGCAUCGUCAACAAAAUAUAACGAGAACGAAUAUGAUAAAUUAAUAAAUCGAACAUAUUCAACAGUCAUACUGCUUUGCGUAGUGUUUAUUAUAUCAUCCAACACAUUAUUCGGAGCACAAAUUCAAUGUUAUUCAAAGGAAUUGCCGGAUAAGAUGUCUGUAAAUUAUUUAAAUAGUGAAUAUUGGCUGACUAAAACUGGUUAUUUGUUUAUCAAACUAUUGAAUUUGAUCAAUAUUGUCGGUCAAUUACUAUUAUUACACAUCUUAUUCGGCAUUCGGUUAUGUACUUUGGAUUGGCACACGAAAAAUUUUCCUACAAAAUUUUAUUGUCUCGUUGAAACAGAACGGGCUGGUAAGUACUCCUUAACAACGUGAUAGUAGUUCUGCUUCACAGAUAUCCAGAUCCAAGAAAACGGCACCGUUAAUGGUAAAUUAACGUGCCGUAAACGGACCGUUUUCAGAUCCUAAAACUCGUAACGUUUUAGGGUCUUAAAUAGAUCGUUUUCUAAACGUUUUCUUACCAUUUACUGGCCGUUUUUUUGUCGUUUUGUGAACCUUAACGGGCCGAUUUUUAGAAGUUAUAUUAACUCCUAAAAAAUUUUCCUCCAGCUUCGUGAUAUUGACUUAUCGUUCGAAUCUACCCUUUCUUACUAAUCCACCUAAUCUAGGUACUAGACUAUACAGGCCCUUAAUAGCUAGUUAACGGAUAGUUUUUAGGCCGUUUUUUGGGACUUUAUGCUAAAGUGAUUUUAGAAUGAUUUUCCAACGUUUCAUGACACAUAGAGUACUUCAGGGUAAUUAGAGACACUCUUGGAAACUUUCGUUCUGGUUUUGCCAUUUCUCGGCCUUUUUGGUCGGAAAAGCAGGCUACUGAACACGGUGGUAGACCGAACAUUUUCUACACGCUCACGUAAAAGUCUUGAUGAAGAAAGUGUCCGGCUUUUUCCGGAUCACGGCGCCAAUUUGUGAGCGUCGUUUAAGCGACGUCCCGACUUCUGCAACAGUCUGACUAACUUCUGUGAGCUAACUUAAGUAUAUUUAAGUUAACUUUAUUAUAUUUUAUUUAUUUUUGGUUUAAGAUUUUCUUCUCUUUUUCUUUAUUUAAAAAAAAGAAAAAACUUAAAAUAAGAUUUUAAAAUUAUUUACAAAUUUCGAAAGAAAAGGUUACAAGUCAAUUUUUGUAGCCUAGAAACAAUAUAUUAUGUUCAAUUCACAAACAUUGUCAAUAGUAUUAAUUAUCGGUAGGAAAUUAAUAUAAUUGACAUUGUCGAGUGAACGAAUUUUCUUUCUUUCGUAUUUCUAGCGCGUAUAUUUUUAGAAUACGAAAGUCGGAGGUGAUGUAAUUUGAAAAACUGAUUUCAUCAACAAGUGUGGCGUACAAUUUAAACAGUUGUGAAAUACGCAGAAAAAACUAACUGCAGCCGUUUUACAUAUUUUUAUCUGCUAUACUCUUUUUACUAGUUAUAACUUCGAGCCUAACAGCUGUAGUUCGAAGAUUACAGUAAAGGAAUAGUAACGGGCUUCGAGACCGUUACAUCACCUCCCCGCCAAUGAUGAAAAGAUUCGUCCU
This is a messenger RNA of Didymodactylos carnosus, 1669 nucleotides long. NCBI's taxonomy places the organism in Eukaryota, Metazoa, Rotifera, Eurotatoria, Philodinida, Philodinidae. The record is from the annotation of a GenBank genome assembly.